Alnus glutinosa is the source of this 2929-nucleotide messenger RNA. RefSeq names its product protein phosphatase 2C 50-like. Gene Ontology annotation, biological process: protein dephosphorylation. The transcript is spliced from 4 exons. Lineage: Eukaryota; Viridiplantae; Streptophyta; Magnoliopsida; Fagales; Betulaceae. The record is from RefSeq and is a predicted model, not a curated record. Gene Ontology annotation, molecular function: cation binding; protein serine/threonine phosphatase activity. The coding region runs from base 1075 to 2649 and encodes 524 amino acids.
UCUCCAGCGCAGACUAAAAAGCUUUCAAUGAUGUAAGAGAAUCAUGAUCCCCAUGUAUACGUGUCCCCAAAAGGAGUUCAUGGUAAAAAGCAUCUACACACGCCCAACUCUCUCUUUCGCUUCGAAGCCUCAUCUACACCCGAAAACAAAGGCAAAAAAAGCUAGGAAAGAGGCUGCAGUGGCCAGAUUUUCAGGUUCCGAACUGGUAAGCACCCUCAAUUUGUUUUUUUUCUUUUCCUAGUUCAUAUGUGGUUUUUUCCUUUGUUUGGAGGGAAUCAGAUCAUGUUGUAGCAUACCCAGAUAAUUGUUUAAUUCUAUAUGUGAGACUUUGAUGGUUAUUGACGAUUUGGGACUGGGUGUGUUGAUUGGAAGAAGAAGAAGAAAGUUAAAAAAGACCCAUAUAUCAAGAGAGGCUUUGAUGGGUUGCCUUAGAUCCAGGAAACGCAAGUUUUAUGAGUUCAAGGGAUCACCUUUUUAGGGUAUUCCUGUGAUUGGUUUCCUUUUUCCUAGGUUAUUUCCCCUGAACUGUAUGUCCUUUUCUUCUUGGUUUUUUAGAUAAAGAUCGGAUUUUGGUCAUUUUCAUAUGCGUGUUAUUUAGGGGUCGGUGGUCUGGAUAGGAUUUAUGAAUUCUGUGGUCAGUUUUGUGCCAGAAGGAAAGGAAUUUGGUAAGCUUUGGAGUCUUUGAGAUGCUCAAAGUACUUGUGAAUGGUUGGAGUAUUUAUAAUUGGAAGAUUAGAUCCAUUGCUCCUGCUCAAAGUACUUGUGAAUGGUUAGAGUAUUUAUAAUUGGAAGAUUAGUUCCAUUGCUCCCCACCAGAUCUGAUAAUCCUGUUUUAUUCUGCACUACCCAUAAUUAAGUUGAUCUUGGUGGUAUUGAUUUGUGUUCAAUAUAACUAUAUCUGUAGAGAGUCUAGUGGUCACUGAAUUCCAAUGAAAGAGGUACUUGUUGAUACUUUCAAACCUUGUCCCAAGUUCGUUGAUUGAAGGAGAUAUAGGUGAUGAAAAGUAACAAGUUAUGUGAGUACGUAGAGAUUGAAAGGUAACCAGUAGUCUAGUACGCACACAGAGAAGGUUGAUGGAAGAGAUGUCUCAGGCAGUUUCCAUGACUCUUAGUUUAGGUAAUUCUAUGUGUGAUAACUCUGGAAUGGCCACCCAUGUGGAAAUCACGCGGCUCAAGCUGGUAACAGACACAGUAAAUUUGUUGUUGGAUCCUUCUAAGGUGGUGUGUGCAGAGUCUGUUUCUAGUGGCUAUGGAUGUUGCAAUGAUGCUAAGACUGAAGCUAACAUGGUAACCACGUCAGCACCUGAAGGCAAUAGCAGAGAGGAAGCUGACUUGUUGGGGAUGUUUCCUAAUAAUGGAAACAAUUCAAUUGCUAACGAUGCUGUAAUUCUGGAAAGUGAGGAAGAUGAAAUCUUGUCUGUUGCAGAUGAAGUAAGCUUACCAGAUAUUGUGGAUGGUCAUGCCCAGAUUGUUGCUAAGGCUAUUAUCUUAGUGGAAUCAAGUAUAGGGCAGGUGCCUUCUGGUGAACUCAUUGUGGCAACUGUGAGCCCAGAUUCAGAGAUAUCUAGUAAAUCUGAGUUAAAGGACUCUACUGUGGUUUUCCCAUCACAUGUGGAGAAGAGUGUCAGUAAAGGAGGCAGCCGGAGUGUUUUUGAGCUCAACUGUAUUCCCCUUUGGGGUUCUGUAUCUAUUUGUGGAAAAAGACUAGAAAUGGAAGAUGCUAUUGCUGCUGUUCCUCGAUUUAUGAAAAUCCCAAUCAAAAUGCUUGUUGGAGAUCGUGCGAUAGAUGGAAUGAACCAGAGUUUGACCCACGUAACUAGUCAUUUUUUUGCUGUUUAUGAUGGCCACGGGGGCUCUCAGGUUGCAAACUAUUGUAGUGAGCGCAUCCAUUUGGCUUUGGCUGAAGAGGUUGGAGUCAUUACAGACAAUUUAAGUAAUGGAAGAAUGGAGGCAAGUCAGCAACUGCAGUGGGAGAAAACUUUCACUAGUUGCUUUCGCAAGGUUGACAAUGAGAUUGGAGGAACCGUUGGUAGUGGUGAUAAUGGAAGCAAUGGGGACGCUUCUGAGCCUGUUGCACCAGAAACUGUUGGGUCAACAGCUGUGGUUGCAUUAAUCUGUUCAUCCCAUAUCAUAGUUGCAAAUUGUGGUGAUUCAAGAGCAGUCCUAUGUCGUGGCAAAGAAGCCAUGGCGUUAUCAAUUGAUCAUAAACCAAACAGAGAAGAUGAAUACGCAAGGAUUGAAGCAUCUGGAGGCAAGGUCAUCCAGUGGAAUGGUCACCGUGUUCUUGGAGUUCUUGCAAUGUCAAGGUCCAUUGGUGACAGAUAUUUGAAACCAUGGAUUAUUCCAGAACCGGAAGUCAUGUUUCUUCCGCGAGCUAGAGAUGAUGAAUGCCUUAUUCUAGCCAGCGAUGGGUUGUGGGAUGUGAUGUCAAAUGAGGAAGCUUGUGAAGUGGCUCGAAAGCGGAUUUUGGUGUGGCACAAAAAGAAUGGGAUUGCAUCUCUUGUGGAAAGAGGCACAGGAGUCGAUCCUGCAGCGCAAGCAGCAGCAGAUUACCUUCUAAUGCUUGCCCUCCAGAAGGGAAGCAAGGAUAACAUCUCUGUGAUUGUGGUGGACUUGAAAGCUCAAAGGAAGUUCAAGAGCAAGUCUUAGAAGAGAAGCUUCACCAUGGAUCCUGCAAAGUGUAUUCCCAAUGUAUUACAGAGAGUACAUCCUCUUCAAAGAUAGCACUGUCCAUUCGUUUUUCUUUAUGGGCUUAAUGUGUGUACAAGUACAGAAAAUUAGAAAUUUGUAUGUACUAUAGCAACUAUGAUGGAAAUGCCACAUCUCUGGCUUGGUAUGCUCCUCCACAAAAAUAUAUUUGAGCUGCUGCAGUUGUCUGCAGGGGGAGAAAUUGACAAUUUCCUCAGUACCCAAAAGGCAAGUUACAUGA